Jaculus jaculus (lesser Egyptian jerboa) is the source of this 6971-nucleotide messenger RNA. RefSeq names its product kinesin family member 26B (gene Kif26b). The record is from RefSeq and is a predicted model, not a curated record. Gene Ontology annotation, molecular function: microtubule motor activity; microtubule binding; ATP binding. The transcript is spliced from 15 exons. Bases 577 to 6927 code for a protein of 2116 amino acids. Gene Ontology annotation, biological process: microtubule-based movement. NCBI's taxonomy places the organism in Eukaryota, Metazoa, Chordata, Mammalia, Rodentia, Dipodidae.
CGGCGCAUAUUGGCUCGGCGACACGCCGAGGCUCCUCCCCGAGUCUGGAUCUUUAUAUUUUGGGAGAAUUUCUUUGAACUCAGUGAGCGAGCUCUCGGUGAGGACGUUAAGUUCCCACUGCCGCCUGGAGAGGCCGGGGCUCCCCCCCCACCCCUCCAACAUCCCACCAACCUUCUAGCUUGCCGCCGCCGCCGCCGUGCGCCCUAGUCGUACAGCUCCCGUCCCUCGUGCAGGACGGACAGACGGACCUGGCCGAGGAAAAUGCCAGGGAUUUGGAUGUGACCGUGGGAAAGAAAAGAAAAAAAAAAAAGGUGGUGGUGGGAACGUGUGACUGGAGGAGCCAGAAGAGGAUGAGGAGGGGAAGCGUUAUCUAAGGAGAAUAAGCCAUCACUCCAACCCUUUCUGCAAAUUGGUGCUAUCACUUCUGGGGUCCAUCUGCCUUUAUUCUUCCCAACCCCCAAUUAAGAGAUCUUCACUCGUGGACCAGCCCCAACUACAGGAGGACUCCGGGUCGGCAGACCUUUUUGGAUGUAACGUUGUUGGAACCUAUAGACCCUCUCCUCUGGAAAAGCCACCAUGAAUUCCGUAGCCGGGAAUAAAGAGAGGCUGGCGGUCUCCACCAGGGGCAAGAAAUACGGGGUGAACGAAGUCUGCUCGCCCACCAAGCCCGCGGCGCCCUUCUCGCCGGAAAGCUGGUACCGAAAGGCGUACGAAGAAUCGCGCUCCGGGAGCCGGCCCACCCCCGAGGGCGCGGGGUCCGCUCUCGGCUCCUCGGGGACCCCAUCCCCGGGCUCGGGCACGUCGUCGCCGAGCUCCUUCACGGGCUCCCCGGGGCCCGCCUCUCCCGGCAUCGGCACCAGCUCGCCGGGCUCCCUGGGAGGUUCUCCCGGCUUCGGCACGGGAUCCCCGGGCUCCGGCAGCGGCGGCGGCUCCUCCCCCGGCUCGGACCGCGGCGUCUGGUGCGAGAACUGCAACGCCCGCCUGGUGGAGCUGAAGAGGCAGGCUCUCAAGCUGCUCCUGCCGGGGCCCUUCCCGGGCAAGGACCCUGCUUUCUCAGCCGUGAUUCACGACAAACUCCAAGUCCCCAACACCAUCCGCAAGGCAUGGAAUGACCGGGACAACCGCUGUGACAUCUGCGCCACACACCUGAACCAGCUGAAGCAGGAGGCCAUCCAAAUGGUGCUGGCCUUGGAGCAAGCAGCUGGCAGCGAACACUACGAUGCUUCUCCUGGCUCCCCACCUCCCAUCUCCAGCCUCCCCUCUCUGGUGGGGUCCCGGCAUAUGGGAGGGAUCCAGCAGCCCAGGGAGUGGGCCUUUGUGCCUGCGCCCUAUGCCACCUCCACCUACACAGGCCUCAUCAACAAGCAUAGCAGCAAACCCAACAGCCUUGGGGUCAGCAAUGGCGCAGAUAAAAAGAGCGGAUCCCCAACCCACCAGGCCAAAGUCAGCCUCCAGAUGGCCACCAGUCCCAGCAAUGGGAACAUCCUCAACUCGGUGGCUAUUCACGCUCACCAGUACUUGGAUGGCACCUGGUCCCUUUCGAGAACCAAUGGAGUCACCUUGUAUCCUUACCAGAUCUCCCAGCUGAUGACAGACACCGGCAGAGAGGGACUGACCGAGUCUGCGCUGAACCGCUACAAUGCCGACAAGCCCACGGCCAGCAGCGGCCAGACCUCGCAGGGCUCCUGCGUGGCCAGCGAGACCUCCACGGGCACCUCGGUGGCUGCUUCCUUCUUUGCGCGAGCCGCCCAGAAGUUAAAUCUGUCUUCUAAGAAGAAGAAACAUCGGCCUUCCACUUCUUCCGCUGCGGAGACACCCCUCUUUUCUACCAGCUUCAGUGGGAUCCUGCAGACCUCACCUCCCCCGGCCCCACCCUGUCUGCUGAGGGCUGUUAACAAGGUGAAGGACACCCCUGGCCUGGGCAAGGUCAAAGUCAUGCUGCGGAUCUGUUCCACGUUGGCCCGCGAUACCUCGGAGUCCAGCUCUUUCUUAAAGGUGGAUCCCCGGAAGAAGCAGAUCACCUUGUAUGAUCCCCUGACUUGUGGCGGUCAGAAUGCCUUCCAGAAGAGAAGCAACCAGGUUCCUCCUAAGAUGUUUGCCUUUGAUGCCGUUUUCCCCCAAGACGCUUCUCAGGCUGAGGUAUGUGCUGGGACAGUGGCCGAAGUAAUCCAGUCUGUAGUGAAUGGGGCGGAUGGCUGUGUGUUCUGUUUCGGCCACGCCAAGCUGGGGAAAUCCUACACCAUGAUUGGAAGGGAUGACUCCAUGCAGAACCUGGGUAUCAUUCCCUGCGCCAUUUCUUGGCUGUUCAAGCUAAUCAAUGAGCGCAAAGAGAAGACCGGAGCCCGUUUCUCUGUGCGGAUCUCAGCGGUAGAGGUGUGGGGAAAAGAGGAGAACCUUCGAGACCUGCUAUCUGAGGUGGCCACGGGCAGCCUGCAGGAUGGCCAGUCCCCGGGCGUGUACCUCUGUGAGGACCCUAUCUGUGGCACACAGCUGCAGAACCUGAGUGAGCUGCGGGCCCCCACGGCGGAGAAAGCGGCCUUCUUCCUGGACGCCGCCCUCGCCUCGCGCCGGAGCAGCCAGCAGGACUGCGGGGACGAAGACCACCGCAACUCGCACACGCUCUUCACCCUGCACAUCUACCAGUACCGCAUGGAGAAGAGCGGCAAAGGCGGAAUGUCUGGAGGCCGCAGCCGCCUACAUCUCAUUGAUCUCGGCAGCUGCGUGAAAACUCUUAGCAAGAAUCGAGAAGGAGGCUCAGGUCUUGGCCUCUCGCUGUCUGCUCUGGGCAACGUCAUCCUGGCUCUCGUCAAUGGCAGCAAACAUGUCCCAUACAAGGAGAGCAAGCUCACCAUGCUGCUGCGGGAGUCCCUGGGGAACGUGAACUGUCGCACCACCAUGAUCGCGCACAUCUCGGCCGCGCCUGGGAGCUACGCGGAAACGCUCUCCACCAUCCAGAUUGCAUCAAGGGUCUUGAGGAUGAAGAAGAAGAAGACAAAGUACACGUCGAGCUCCUCUGGGGGAGAAAGCUCCUGUGAGGAAGGGAGAAUGCGCAGGCCCACACAGCUGAGACCUUUCCAUGCCCGGGCCCCAGUGGAUCCCGACUUCUCCCUCACCCCGCUAUCCAGCGAUCCCGACUACUCCUCCAGCAGCGAGCAGUCCUGCGACACUGUCAUCUACAUUGGGCCAAAUGGCACGGCCCUGUCUGACAAGGAGCUUACCGACAAUGAGGGACCCCCAGACUUUGUCCCCAUCGUGCCAGCCCUGCAGAAGACCAGAGGUGACAGCAGACCUGCAGAGGUGGCAGAGGCUGCAGCUAGCAAGUCAGAAAGGGACUGCCUGAAGUGCAACACGUUUGCCGAGCUGCAGGAAAGACUAGGCUGCAUCGACGGCAGUGAGGAGCCCAGUAAGUUCCCCUUCGAAGAGCUGCCCAUCCAGUUUGCGCCAGAGCAGGCGGGAAGAUGUGCCUCCUUGAGCCAAGCGGCCGGGUCAGACCUGCUUGGUGAGUCUGAUAAGGAAGAAAAUGGUUCCGAUGGUGACCGGGAAGGUGCAGAGCUCCCAGCCUCCAAGAUGCGGCAGAACCACUCCCCAGUGCCGACCGCCACGGGCAGCAACAGCCCCGGCCCGGCCUCGCCCCGGAGCAUCCCAGGUAGCAGCAGCCAGCACAGCGCCUCCCAGCUCGCACAGAGCCCCAGCCUGCAAAGCAGCCGCGAGAGCCUGAACUCCUGUGGCUUCAUGGAAGGCAAGCCCAGGCCCAUGGGCUCUCCCCGGCUGGGCAUCGCCAGCCUGUCCAAGACCUCAGAGUACAAACCCCCUAGCUCGCCCUCCCAGAGGUGCAAAGUCUACACCCAGAAGGGCGUUCUGCCUUCCCCGGGCCCACCGUCUUCUCUGAGCAAGGACUCUGGCAUGGUCUCCAGUGAGUCUUUGUUGCAGCCGGAGGUGCGUACUCCCCCAGUUGGCAUGAGCCCCCAGGUUUUGAAGAAGUCCAUGUCUGCCGGGAGUGAGGGCUUUCCCGGAACCCUGGUUGACGGGGACCAUCCUCAGGAAGCCCCUCCCGCAGACUCCGAGAAGGAGAUUCUGAGCACGACGAUGGUGACGGUGCAGCAGCCGCUGGAGCUGAACGGGGAGGACGAGCUGGUGUUCACGCUGGUGGAGGAGCUGACCAUAAGCGGCGUCCUGGACAGUGGCCGCCCCACUAGCAUCAUCAGCUUCAAUAGCGACUGCUCCGUGCAGGCCCUGGCCUCGGGCUCACGGCCCGUCAGCAUCAUCAGCAGCAUCAGCGAGGACCUGGAGCGCUACUCCAGCAUGGCUCCCGUCUCCGAGGUGAGCAUCACGCAGUUCCUGCCCCUGCCGAAGCUGGGCCGGGAUGAGAGGGCGCGCGAAGCGGGCAGCCGGCGCUCCUCCAUCAGCUCCUGGCUGAGCGAGAUGAGCGCAGGGAGCGACGGCGAGCAGUCGUGCCACAGUUUCAUAGCGCAGACUUGCUUUGGGCACGGGGAGGCCAUGGCAGAACCCCCGGCCUCAGAGAUCGUCAGCAGCAUCCAGAACACCGCUGUGGUGUGCAGAGAGAAGCCCAAGGCAGGCCCCGACAACCUGCUCAUCUUGUCCGAGAUGGGGGAAGACUCGUUCAAUAAAGCCACUCCCGUGAGAGGCUGCAAAAUAUCCACCCUGGGCAAGGCCAUGGUCACCAUUUCCAACACAGCCGGUCUGAGCAAUUGCGAAGGGUACAUCCCCAUGAAGACCAACAUCACGCUUUACCCUUGCGUUGCCAUGAGCCCCCGGAAUAUGCAAGAGCCCGAGUCAUCCACGGCCACCCCUAGAGCAGCCCCCAAAACAGCCCAGUCCCAGGAAAGCAAGGAAAUGAGUGCAAAGAAAGAAACGAAAUUUGAGGACCCCUGGCUCAAACGAGAGGAAGAGGUGAAGAAAGAGAAUGCGUAUGCCAGUGAAGAAGGGAACAGGUGUGAGACUGCCACAGGCCCCUCAAAGCCCGAGGCCCGGUCAGAGCCAGAACAGGACAGUAAGCCCAGUGCAGGGGACAGGCUGAGCAGCAGCAGCGGAGAGGUGUCUGCCUCCCCGGUGACCGACAACAUUAGGAGGGUUGUGGAUGGCUGUGAGAUGGCCUUGCCUAGCUUGGUGGCCCAGGGCCCAGUGCAUUCCAACAAAAGCCUGAAAUCUAGCAGCCUCCCGAGGGCGUUUCAGAAAGCCAACAGACAUGAGGAGCUGGACAGUCUCUUCUGUCACUGCGCGGUUGAUGCCAAGAGCUUCGCUGGGGCCCUGAGCACCCAGCCUUCAAAGGCACCCCUGGAAAGGAAGGUGGCCUCCCCCAAGCACUGCGUCCUGGCUCGGCCCAAAGGGACACCUCCUCUGCCUCCUGUCCGCAAAUCUAGCUUGGACCAGAAGAACCGAGCUAGCCCCCAGCAUAGUGCCAGCAACAGCAACACCAGCAGCCCCCUGAGCCAGCCCACCACCUUCUUGGCCUGCUUUCCCGACGAGCCCGGCAGCAAAACCAAAGACAUCAGUAGCAGCAGUAAGCUCUUCAGUGCCAAGCUUGAGCAGCUGGCCAGCAGGACCAACUCUCUUGGCAGGACAACAGUCAGCCACUACGAAUGUCUGUCCCUGGAGAGGGCAGAGAGCCUGUUCUCCAUGAGCUCCCGCAUGCACGCCAGCAAGGACAGCACCAUGCCCCGUACCGGCCGGAGCCUGGGCCGUAGUGCCGGCGCCUCGCCACCCAGCUGUGGCACCACCCAGUCAGCGGGGACCUCGCCCAAGACCGGCCAGUCCAAGAUGUCAGCCGUGAGCAAGCUCCUGCUGGCCAGCCCCAAAGCGCGCAGCCUGUCCACGUCCACCACCAAAACCCUGAGCUUCUCCACCAAGUCCCUGCCGCAGUCGGUGGGCCAGAGCUCCAACGUGCCGCCCAGCGGAAAGCACAUGUCCUGGUCCACGCAGUCCCUCAGCAGGAGCCGGGGCUCCGGGCUGGCUUCCAAGCUGCCCCUGCGAGCGGUCAACGGGCGCAUUUCCGAGCUGCUGCAGGGCAGCGCCGGUGCCCGGGGCACCCAGCUGCGGGCGGCGGCGGCGGCGGCGGCGGGCCCCGAGGCCGAGGAGCGUGCGGGGGCUCCCACGGAGGACAAGCCCGCCCCGCACCUGCUGCCCUCGCCCUACAGCAAGAUCACGCCGCCGCGGAAGCCGCACCGCUGCAGCAGCGGCCACGGGAGCGACAACAGCAGCGUGCUGAGUGGGGAGCUGCCCCCGGCCAUGGGCAAGACCGCCCUGUUCUACCACAGCGGGGGCAGCAGCGGCUACGAGAGCAUGAUGAGGGACAGCGAGGCCACCGGCAGUGCCUCCUCGGCCCAGGACUCCAUGAGCGAGAACAGCAGCUCCGUGGGAGGGAGAUGCAGAAGUCUGAAAACCCCAAAGAAACGGUCCAAUUCAGGGUCUCAGAGGCGGAGGCUCAUCCCAGCCUUGUCCCUCGACACCUCCUCACCUGUCAGAAAACCUGCCACCAGCACCGGCGUGCGCUGGGUGGAUGGCCCCCUGCGGAGCACCCAGAGAGGCCUUGGGGAACCUUUUGAGAUUAAAGUCUAUGAAAUUGAUGACGUGGAACGUCUGCAGCGGCGACGAGGGGCCACCAACAAGGAGGUCGCAUGCUUUAACGCCAAGCUGAAGAUUCUCGAGCAUCGGCAGCAAAGGAUCGCUGAGGUCCGAGCCAAAUACGAGUGGCUGAUGAAGGAGCUGGAGAUGACCAAACAGUACCUGAUGCUGGACCCCAACAAGUGGCUUCGUGAAUUUGACUUGGAGCAGGUGCUGGAGCUAGAUUCCCUGGAGUACCUAGAGGCCCUAGAAGGUGUGACCGAGCGCCUGGAGAGCCGCGUUAACUUCUGCAAGGCCCACCUCAUGAUGAUCACCUGCUUUGACAUUACCUCUAGACGCCGAUAAGGACCGGCAGGCCCGGGCCACCAGUCCCUCCCCCCUCCCCCUCC